UGUGUGUGUGUGGGGGGAAUAAUAGACAGGAAAGAGGAGGGAGGGAAACUUGCUUGCGGUGGGAAACUUGAUGGAUUUGUGCCCUGCCGACAGCAGCGCGGAGUGAGCAGCCCUGGCCGGCUGGAUGGAUGAUGGGAAUCUCACCAUGAGGCAGAUAGCUGAUCAGCUUCCCUGGAUUUCGCUGACGCCACAGGAAAGCUUUGCCUGAAGAUGGAAACACUGGAGUCAGAACUGACCUGCCCUAUCUGUCUGGAGCUGUUUGAAGACCCGCUGCUGCUGCCUUGCGCUCACAGCCUCUGCUUCAACUGCGCGCACCGCAUCCUGGUCUCCCACUGCGCCACCAACGAGCCGGUGGAGUCUAUCACCGCCUUCCAGUGCCCGACCUGCCGCUAUGUCAUCACCCUCAGCCAGCGCGGUCUAGACGGGCUCAAGCGCAACGUCACCCUGCAGAACAUCAUCGACAGGUUUCAGAAAGCCUCCGUCAGCGGGCCCAACUCCCCCAGCGAGACUCGCCGGGAGCGGGCGUUUGAUAACAACAGCAUGUCGUCCUGCGAGAAGGUGCUCUGCCAGUUCUGCGACCAGGACCCUGCCCAGGAGGCGGUGAAAACCUGCGUUACCUGCGAGGUGUCCUACUGCGAGGAGUGCCUGAAAGCCACUCACCCCAACAAGAAGCCCUUCACCGGCCACCGUCUCAUUGAGCCCAUCCCGGACUCUCACAUCAGAGGAUUAAUGUGCUUGGAGCAUGAGGACGAGAAAGUUAACAUGUACUGUGUGACUGAUGACCAGUUAAUCUGUGCCUUGUGUAAACUGGUCGGGCGACACCGUGACCAUCAGGUGGCAGCUUUAAGUGACCGCUAUGACAAGCUAAAGCAAAAUUUGGAGAGUAACCUCACCAACCUUAUUAAGAGGAACACUGAACUGGAAACUCUUCUGGCAAAACUCAUUCAGACCUGUCAGCAUGUAGAAGUAAAUGCAUCCCGCCAAGAAACCAAGCUGAUGGAAGAAUGUGACCAACUCAUUGAAAUAAUCCAGCAAAGACGGCAAAUAAUUGGAACCAAAAUCAAAGAAGGAAAGGUGGUGAGGCUGAGAAAACUGGCUCAGCAGAUUGCAAACUGCAAGCAGUGCAUUGAGCGCUCAACGUCCCUCAUCUCUCAGGCAGAGCAGUCACUGAAGGAGAACGACCAUGCUCGCUUCCUGCAGACUGCCAAAAAUAUCACUGAAAGGGUUUCCAUGGCAACUGCAUCCUCCCAGGUUCUAAUUCCUGAAAUUAAUCUCAAUGAUACUUUUGAUACUUUCGCACUUGAUUUUACCAGGGAGAAGAAAUUGUUGGAAUGCCUUGAUUACCUUACAGCUCCCAACCCUCCCACCAUUCGAGAAGAGCUCUGUACAGCCUCCUAUGAUACCAUCACUGUGCACUGGACAUCAGAUGAUGAGUUCUGUGUGGUUUCCUACGAGCUGCAGUACACCAUCUUCACUGGACAAGCCAACGUUGUCAGUUUAUGCAACUCAGCCGACAGCUGGAUGAUUGUUCCCAAUAUCAAACAGAACCACUACACAGUGCACGGGUUGCAGAGUGGCACCAAGUACAUCUUCAUUGUCAAGGCCAUCAAUCAGGCUGGCAGCCGCAGCAGUGAGCCUGGCAAGCUCAAGACAAACAGUCAGCCAUUUAAACUGGACCCCAAAUCUGCUCAUAGAAAAUUGAAAGUGUCUCAUGAUAACUUGACAGUGGAGCGGGAUGAGACAUCAUCCAAGAAGAGCCACACACCAGAGCGAUUCACGAGCCAGGGCAGCUACGGCGUGGCUGGCAACGUCUUCAUCGACAGCGGGCGGCACUACUGGGAGGUGGUGAUAAGCGGCAGCACGUGGUAUGCUAUUGGCAUUUCCUACAAGUCAGCACCGAAGCACGAGUGGAUUGGCAAGAACUCAGCCUCCUGGGUGCUCUGCCGCUGCAAUAACACGUGGGUGGUGCGGCACAACAGCAAAGAAAUCCCCAUCGAGCCCGCGCCUCACCUCCGGCGCGUCGGGAUUUUGCUGGACUACGACAACGGUUCCCUUGCCUUUUAUGAUGCUUUGAACUCCCUACACCUUUACACUUUUGACAUUACAUUUGGCCAGCCAGUGUGCCCCACGUUCACGGUGUGGAAUAAAUGUUUGACCAUUAUAACAGGCUUGCCCAUCCCUGACCACCUAGACUCCUCUGAGCAGCUCGCGUGAGUGCUGAAAGCCAAAAGGUAGGAGGGCACAUCUUCCAGGGCGGCCAGGCAGGGCCACCAGGAGCUCACCCAGAGCUGGAGGAUCCACGUGGCAUCCCAGACAAUGCUGCCAAAUUCGGGCAAAACUGACAAGGAGAGAAAAUCUCUUCCUGUGUAUUUUGUACUGAAGGACAAGAAGUGGCUUUAAUAGUACCUUAGAACUCUUUUUUUCAGUUUCUUUUGUUUGGUUGGUUUUGUAUUUCAUCUCCUACAGGAAGAUUUAUAAAUUAUUUAUAAAAAUGAAAAAAAAAAGAGAAAAGUGAAAGCCUAGUAUGGACAUCUGGGAAAUGACUUCUUGUUUUUUUGGGAAGGGGGGGUUUUUUGCACAUUGGUGGUCCUGUUAAUUAAAGUUUCAUCAGCCUUUUGAAUAAUUUUAUUUUACAGUGGAUAAUAGAAGAAAAUUGGAAAGAUGAAAACUGCAUAGUGGACAAGUCAUUAUACUUCAGGUUUUACUUGUACCAACAUUAGUGGUCUCAUUACCAGCCUUGUCGAGUGUGAGAGCUCUCAAUUUCUACUUUGCACAUGGGAAUGUGCAGAACAAAAGAACAAAAAUAAGCAAGCGAGGAAGUGAAGCUCGCCAACACAGCAAAAGAAUAAAGUUUAAUUUACUUCUAUUCACAGGGCAAUGCUCUCUCUGUUCAUAAAAAACAUGUGGAGUAUCUCCUAGAAAUGUGAGUGGAUAAAUCAUCUGGUGAUUUAUUUUAUUGAUGGCAAUAUUCCCAUCUACCAGUGCUUCACUUUCGUCUUUGGGAAACAUUGUAGAAUCACUGAGGAUGUGGAGGCCCGAUACCAUCUCUGAGAAUCAGCAGCACUGGAGGAGAGCAGCCAAUCCAAGGUCUGAUUGUAGACUACUUUGAUAGAGCACGGCAUCAUUUAAGGAUUGAUUGUAAUGGAAGAUGUCAUGGUUCUGAUGGCAGACAUGUGAAUGCUUAUUGCUGAUUUACAAGGUUCAACAUAGCAUGCCCAGCCAACCGCUCGGAAGUGAGACAUGCGCCACUUUACCAUUGGUUUUAAAUUAAAUACAAAUGUUUCACUGUCAUACACUGUGUAGUGUCUACAACAAAGCAAAGAAAUCUGUUUUGCAUGUGCUGGAUGGAGAAACACUGCAGCUGGAAUUUGCUCAUAGUUAUCAUUGUCCCAGGUUGUUUGGGAAAGCACAGUUCACUUUGUGAAUGAAAAGUAAAGAGUGAGCUUUCAGCAGCAGUAGAAAUCUGCAUAGGGAGACCCUAUGUUCAUCCUGGUGUUGGUAGAAGAGCUUCAAUGAAGGCAAUAGAGGUUCUAUGUACUUUAUCUCAGAGCUGAAUCAGGUGCAUUUUUUCUUUUCCCCUUUACAGAUAAAAGCUUUUUGUAAUUAUUGCAAUGCUUAUGUAUAAAUGAUCAUUUUGGGAGAUGAUUGAGGUGUAUGACAACUUUAAAAGAAUGGUUUUCCUGCAGUGUUUUGUUAUUAUUGUGCAAGUGGUGAAUAUCUGCCUGUGUAGAGAAAAGAUAAAUUGAAUAUCAGCUUUAAAGAUUUGCUCAGUAAUUUAUAACCAUGCUUUAGGUGUCUUUUGAAAAAGAUGCUUUAAUGCACUUUGUUCAGUAAUGGGUCCAAAAUAAAAUGGUCCCAAGCUCAGCUUCAGAUUUUUUAAUACUGAUUCUCCAGGUACAAAGCUCUACUACAGUUUGCCUUAGGAUUAUAUAAAAAUUUAUGAACAAGAUGAGGAGAAUAUUUACAUGCCUGUUUGUUUGGGGUUUUUUAAAUAGAAAAUAAAUGCCUUUCCAUGUUUCUUUGAUUUCCCUUUACAUGCCCUGCUAACUGCUGAAUUAAAUGGAGAAAAAUCUGGCAGUACAUUGCUGAUACCAUGGCUUUCAGCUGGGCAACAUCCCAUAGUUCACAGGUAGGAGCCACUGAUCUUUCCCAAGUAGACAUAAAAAGACAAAGUGUGUACAUAUAGCGAACCUCACUGUUUAUCAUAGUGUCAUUAAUAAUCAAGAAACGUAUACCCUCAAAAAUGAAAAAGUAAAUCAGUCCCCAAGCAUCUGAGUACAAUGCCGCUGGUACAAUCUGGUACACAGUGCCCAGAUGACCUGGCCUGGGAUGUUGGGAGCUAGCUGAGAUGGUAUGAAAAUUUUGAAAAUUAGUUGACAGAAGAUGUCUGAUGCAAAACAGUGAUAAAAGGAUGCAUGAAGAAAGGACUUUUGUUCUAGGGUUAUUGCUAAGUUUCUGCCUAAAAGGAAAGAGUGAAUUACCAAAGUACAUGUAGCAAGGCUGUGUGUCUUCUCUUUUGCAAGAAAUAUUAGAUCUAGAAGCUGAUUUCAGUAGUGGAUAAACUGAAAACACUGCUCAGUGUUUGCUUAUACAAUGUUGGCAGGGAUUGAGCUGGAUGGAAAUACAACCAUUGAAUUUGGAGAGGUCCCAAAUGAUUUCACAUAUUUUCAUUGUAAAGAUAGAGCAUGAGUCUGAAGAGAGAUUGUGGUUUUGGCCACGGGAAAAAGGAUGGUCUUUCAUCUACAGACCUUGCUGUAUCAUCUUUAUUUUAACACAGAAUACUUCAUUUGGAGCUAAGCCACAUUUCUCCAAUGUCCUAUUAACUCAGUCAGUACUCUUUGUGCACAUAUGUUUGUGUAUAUAUGUACACAUAUGUAUGGGUAUACACACACCAGCAUAUGCACAAAUAUAGUGUGUAAUUUGUGUAUACACACACAUAUGUAUAUACACAGACAAAGUGGCAGCAAUUAGUCAGGUGUUCCUUUUUUGCUUGUUUCUUGGAAAAUUUCGUAUUCUGUAUGACAAUGAGGAAACAAGUUUGCUAUGAAUAGUAUUCUGGACAUUUUUUAACAAACAAAAUCUGUUUAUUUUACAAUACUUGAUUCAAUGCCUGAUUAAUCAAUAAAAACUUCCAUUUGAAAAUGUA
This is a messenger RNA of Melospiza georgiana, 5146 nucleotides long. RefSeq names its product midline 1 (gene MID1). Bases 211 to 2214 code for a protein of 667 amino acids. NCBI's taxonomy places the organism in Eukaryota, Metazoa, Chordata, Aves, Passeriformes, Passerellidae. The transcript is spliced from 10 exons. Gene Ontology annotation, molecular function: protein binding; zinc ion binding. The record is from RefSeq and is a predicted model, not a curated record.